GGCAUGAGCCAUGACGGCUCAAAUAGUCGCUCGUCGCACCCUCUGGCUUCGCCACUGGCAAGCUGAUUCAGCGGCCAGAUCGAAUCUGUCCAGGGCUCCUUACUCCGGAUCUCUACUCUUCGGCGAGGAAGCUCUAAAGGCAGUGCUGGUUGAUCCAAAAGAUGCCCACAAACCGGUUCUGGCCACAGUCAAGAACAGCGACCACAGGCCCUUCAGGCGAUUUCCUUCCUUCCGUUCUAACCAGCCCUUUCGAGGAACGCGGCCAGGAGGACGAGGCCGCGACUUCAGAUCCUAUGACCCCAACGCAUUCAGGGGCUCCUGGAACCGACGCUUCCAGGGCAGAGGCCUACGGCUGGCUUGUCAACUUCGACAAAAGCCAUCUCCAACCAACCCAACGCCUACUACAUCUAGGGGCAAUGUUGGACACCCUGCAGGCAAUGGUCUUCUUGGCUCCAGAUCGCAUCACUGCCAUCACAAGCAUCGCAAGGUCCCUGAUGCAACAAACAUCCGCAGACGUCAUGCUUCUCGCCAGAGCGCUCGGGAUGUUUAUCUCUACAAUCCACAUUGUGCCAUGGGCUCGAGCCCACACUCGGCCCCUUCAAUGGAUUCUGUUACCUUUUCAAAAAGACAUUGCCAGCUCCAACCAUCGCAAAGUUCGCUUGAGCCCCGCACUGCGCCUCUCCUUCCGCUGGUGGACCAAGGUUCAACACCUCUCCAAGGGCACGUCGUUCAGAGAACCCCGCAGAACCGUUGUAACCACAGAUGCCAGCCUCAUAGGUUGGGGAGCCCACUGCAACUCCCAGUACGUUCAGGGGGUUUGGUCCAACACAGAGCAAUCUCAAAGCAUCAACUGGCUGGAACUAAAGGCUGUCCACUUAGCCCUAUGUCAUUUUCAAUCUCUGUUCCCUUUGCAUCAUGUGCUCAUUCGAACAGACAACACGUGUGUAAAAUCACAUUUGAACAGGCAGGGGGGCACCAGGUCUCGCCCUCUGCAGGACUUAGCCUCCCUCAUCUUUGUCUGGGCAGAACAACAUCUACAAUCCCUGAAAGCAGAGCACCUCAGAGGGAUUUGGAAUGUGACAGCAGACUGGCUCAGCAGACAACAGGUCUUUCCGGGAGAAUGGAAACUUCAUCCAGCCAUUUUCCAUCGUCUCCAGUGUCGGUUCGGCGCCCUCUCAGUCGACCUGUUUGCCUCCAGUCGCAAUUGCCAGCUUCCCAGGUACUUUGCCCGAUACCUGGACUCAACAGCAGAAGCAGUGGAUGCUCUGACAACACCGUGGCCAGACGGUCUAUUGUACGCCUUUCCUCCCAUACCAUUGCUAGCCAAAACCUUGAGGAAGGCGCGAACCGAAAGGGCACAGCUGGUUCUGAUAGCACCAUUUUGGCCACGCCGACCGUGGUUUUCAGAUCUUCUGGCAAUGUCAAUGAUGGAUCCUUGGACACUUCCAGUAAGGCCAGACCUUCUAUCCCAGGGUCCAGUACUGCACCAGGACCCUACUUGGUUCAAUCUAACAGCGUGGCGUUUGAACGGGGACAUUUGAGGUCAGCUGGACUGUCUGACGCUGUGAUUGAUAUUAUUUUGGCCUCGAGAAGACCAUCUACCACCCGUAUUUAUCAACAUACCUGGGUGGCUUUCUCCAAGUGGUGUCAGUCCCACCACCAUGAUCCAUCCCAGGCCACUGUGCAUCAGGUGCUCCAAUUUCUCCAUAGCGGCUUUAUGAUGGAACUUCGACCCAACACCCUACGUCGACAUGCGUCAACUCUGUCGUCCAUUCUCUCAGUGUCCUCUCCUGGAGAUCAUAUUUCCACACAUCCGUUCAUCAAACAUUUUUUGAGGGGAGUCGCCCUACGCUCUCCGGCUGUUGUCCAUCGGUUUCCCUCAUGGAGUUUGCCGAAGGUUCUGCAGGCUUUGCAACGUCCUCCGUUUGAACCCAUCAGGACUGUGCCUCUUCGUAUUCUGUCCUUCAAGGUCUUGUUCCUGAUCGCAAUCACAUCUGCUAGACGAGCUUCGGAGUUGGGCGCAUUGUCUUCCGCUCGCUAUCUCUGCGUCUUCCAUAAGGACUCUGUUGUUCUGAAAACUGAUCCUUCCUUCCGUCCCAAGGUUGAUUCAGUGUUCCAUUGCAACCAGGACAUUGUUUUGCCUUCCUUUUGCCCGAAUCCUACCCAUCCUCUCAAGAAGGCUUGGCAUUCGUUGGAUGUCCGGAGGGCUCUCAAGACCUACCUGUCUAGGACCCAGGAUAUACGGCGAACUGAGUCUCUGUUUGUAUCCUUUCAUCCAAGGUCUAUGGGGCAUAAAGUUUCCAAUCCUACCUUAUCCCGUUGGUUAAGGGCAUGUAUUACCUUAGCAUAUGAGUCUCUGAAGCUGUCAGUUCCAGCUAGUAUAACUGCUCAUUCUACCAGGUCAGCUGCCACUUCGGCUGCUUUUGCCACUAAUGCUCCUGUUGCCGAUAUUUGUAGGGCUGCAGUCUGGUCUACUCCACACUCGUUUAUAAGGCAUUAUAAAAUUGAUCGCUAUGCCUCUGCUGACGCUUCUUUUGGCAGACGAGUGUUGCAACAGGUUCUUAAUGAGGAUUAACACGUGGGUGGUCCCUCCCUGUAUGGGCUGCUGUGGUACAUCCCGCUGUGAUGGCCGGACUCAUAGGGAAAAUGGACCAUUGGUCUCACCUGAAGGGUGAUUUUCCUAUGAGUACGGACAUCACGACCCUCCCAGUUGGAGGAUGACUAUAUAUUUUCUAAUGUAUUAUAUGUUACUGUUACGCUAUUAUAUUUAAAUUUAAGAGUGAAGUCAAGACUUCUAGUUCUGUUAUACCGCUAUGUUGGAGUCAUGUUACUAUGCAUGGUACUAUUGUGUUAUUUUCCUGCUGCCAGGCCGGUUGGCCUUGUUCUUGUAUUUUUAGAUAUUUCUCCUUAGACUCGCUGCGAAUGAACUGGAGAGUGGGAGGGGCCUGACGCCCCUAGUCUUGACUUCAAAGACAUUCUUGCCUUCACACGAUAGGUGGAGCUAAAACCCGCUGUGAUGUCCGUACUCAUAGGAAAAUCAC
Molecule: messenger RNA, 3041 nt
Organism: Rhineura floridana
Lineage: Eukaryota; Metazoa; Chordata; Lepidosauria; Squamata; Rhineuridae
Exons: 2
Coding region: 11-2575 (854 amino acids)
Biological process (GO): DNA recombination; DNA integration
Molecular function (GO): DNA binding
Source: RefSeq, a predicted model, not a curated record